AUGGCGGAAGUCACUGUUACCUUCAAGAAGAAGAAGAAUGAAGCCCUGGGUCUUGGAAUAAAAAAGAUCGCCGGCAAAGAUGGGAUCUUUAUCUCUGUGAUCCAACCUGGUGGAAAGAUUGCCACUGCUGCACCGGACCUAAAGGUUGGAAUGGAACUACUAAAGUUCAACGGCAAAGCUGUCCCUAGCACCGUUCCAGAAACGCUUGCCAAAUUGAAGAGUAUCAAAGGAAAGCUAAAGGUCCUUGCCAAAGAGACACCACCAGAAUCCCCAUCUAGAUCUCGUUCCUAUUCGCGCAGUUAUUCCCGGUCUCGGGGCAGCCGAAGUUACUCUCGAAGCUACUCGAGAUCAGGAAGCCGAAGUUACUCGAGGUCGGGAUCUCGAAGUUACUCGAGGUCUCCAAGCAGAUCGUAUUCAAAAUCUCGAAGCCGAUCCUACUCGAGGUCAAGAAGUCGCAGCCCAGGUUCCAGAGGAAGUCGCAGCUAUUCUCGAUCAGGAAGCAGAAGCUAUAGUCGUAGCCGAAGCUACAGUCGAAGUCGCAGUAGAAGCUACAGCCGUAGCCCAAGCCGUAGCUACAGUCGAAGCCCAAGCCGCAGUGCUAGCUAUGGUAAAGGCUCCUACUCGGACGAAAAGAGUUUUGCAUCCGAUUCCCACGAUGGAAGUGCUGCCCCGAAAAAUUCACCACCAAAACCUGCAACGCCACCUCCACCACCAAAACCUGCUCCAGCAAAAGCUGCAGUAAAGGCUGCCCCAAAGCCAGCCAAAACUCAAGCGAAGGAAAAAGAGGCACCUAUGGUGACUGACACAGAGGAAGAUGAUCCCGGUGUGGAUGAAUGCAGAAGGAUUAUUCAUCAGAUCUGGAAUCAAGCAAACAAGGAAGAAGAGGAGGCUUACACCGCAAAGCGUGCUGCCGCCAAGGCUCAAUCUCAAGCUUCUGUGGCAAAACCACCACCGCCGCCACCAACAAGACCAGGCGCCAAAGCUAGCGUUGGAGAUGCUCAAGUAGACAAGCCGACUUGGAAUAGAUCUCCUCUACCGAAUAAAGAUGGUUCCCCUGCCAGCGGGUCAAAAUCGCCAAAGUCUGGGUCGAUGUCGCGAUCUGGUAGCAGAUCAUACAAUUCUCGUUCUCGCAGCAGAUCGUAUGACUCCCGUUCUCGCAGCGGAUCAUAUUCUCGUAGCAGAUCAUAUUCCCGUUCUCGCAGUGGAUCAUAUUCCGGCUCUCGCAGCAGAUCAUAUUCUGGUUCUCGCAGCAGAUCAUAUUCCCGUUCUCGGAGCAGAUCACAUGAUUCCCGUUCGCCCAGCCGUUCUAUGUCAAGAAGUGAAGGCAAAGCCGAAGAUGCGCCUCCAACAGCAGCAGCAGCAACACCUGCACCAGAGCCGGUACAGGAAAUGUCAUUGAACGAGCGUCGACUUGCCAUCACUGCCAUUUUGAAGGACAGCUCGUUGAGUGGAGCAGAGAAACAGCAGCGAGUCGCUGCCUUGCGUCCAAAACCAGUAGUUAGAACGACAACUCCAAUGCAACAGGAAGGAGAAGAGUCCGAGGCAACAAAGAGACGAAAGGCUAUCCAAGCCGUGCAUGCCGACAAGAGCUUGACACCAAAAGAGAAACACACAAAGAUUCAAGAGUUGCUGAAUCAAAAGUAA
Messenger RNA from Cylindrotheca closterium, 1644 nucleotides. Lineage: Eukaryota; Bacillariophyta; Bacillariophyceae; Bacillariales; Bacillariaceae. The record is from the annotation of a GenBank genome assembly.